UCUGCAUCUCCACAGUCAGAGAACGAGAGCAUCAUCAGAGAGCGGUCAGGGAGGGUCUCCAUUAGGCGCUCGAGGUCCGCCUCACUCUUCAGCGGAGUGUCCCGCCGCGCGUCCGUCGCUCUGUCUGUCUGCCUGUCUGUCUGCCUGCCUGUCUGCCGCUCUGUGGGUGAAGGGGCUCAGCGCCGGGAUGCUCUCCUCCCUCCUUGAAUCAACGCUUUCCUCUCCCGUCAUCCGGACGGGAUGCUGCGCUCUCGACCCAGGGCUUCUCCCGUUCUCUGGCCACUAAAGUUGGACCCUGUGCGCGGAUUAAACGCCGCUCUUCGCGCUCCCUCCCCCUCCCUCCCCUCCCUCCGUCUCUUCGAUCCGGAACAGCCCAAUCGUUUCCCAUCGUAAAGCAGCCUCGUUUUUCUGCGCUUUUCGGGGCCGUUACACUCGCUGCCCCUGACUGUGCUGGGUUUGUGAAUGGGUUCGUGCGCCGCGGCUCCGUCUCCACCUCUGCGCAGGGAGGAUGUGAGUGGGGCUGUGGUAACCACGGCUGCUGCCGAGGUCGAGGAUUAGUGUUCGGGGGAUUAAUUCUUCCAGGAGCAGAAUCAUCCACUGGCUGCGUGUUCAUUUAAUGUUUACCUCUGUGUGUUUUGGGAACUUUCCAGAAGCUGAAGGAUGUUUUCUCUGUUUCUGCCUCUUAAUGUUUGCAUUCACUAAAAAGUGAAGAGAAUCCAUCUCCAGUGACAUCGGCCCAAAAUUGUGAGGAAGAUGCAAAGAACAAACACAGUCAUUGCAGAAUCCAUCAUUUCCACGACUGGACAUGGUUCAUGUUUUAACUUAGGUUGAUCGUUGGUGAAACUAGUCCAGCAGCGGGGAGCCAUCAGUCAGAAGGAUCCGGGACCCGGUGUCAGAUGAGUGAACAUGUCAGACCGGAGCGCCCCGGGCUGCCGGCUCAGACUGGACUGGGUCUACGGGUACCGGGGCCACCAGUGCCGGAAUAACCUGUACUACACGGCCGGGAAGGAGGUGGUGUACUUCGUGGCUGGAGUCGGAGUGGUUUACAACACCAGGGAGCACAGCCAGAGGUUCUACCUGGGACACAAUGAUGACAUCAUCAGCUUGGCGCUGCACCCGGAGCGUUCCCUGGUGGCGACGGGUCAGGUGGGGAGGGAUCCAUACGUGUGUGUCUGGGACGCCUUCACCGUCCAAACCGUGUCGCUGCUGCACGACGGACACACACACGGCAUCGCCUGCCUGGCGUUCAGCGCAGACGGACAGCGCUUGGCCUCGGUCGGCCUGGAUGCCAAGAACACAGUAUGUAUCUGGGAGUGGAAGAGGGGACGGAUCCUGGCUGCAGCCACGGGGCACUCAGACAGGAUCUUCGACAUCUGCUGGGACCCGUUGCAGCAGAAUCGCUUGGUGAGCUGUGGAGUCAAACACAUCAAGUUCUGGUCUCUGUGUGGAAACGCUCUCACUCCUAAGAGGGGGAUUUUUGGGAAGACGGGAGACCUGCAGACCAUCCUGUGUGUAGCUUCAUCUAAGGACGACGUCACGUACUCUGGCGCCCUCAACGGGGACGUGUACGUGUGGAAGGGCCUGAACCUGGUUCGCACGGUGCAGGCUGCUCACGGGGCUGGCAUCUUCAGCAUGUUCUCCUGUGACGAGGGAUUCGCGACAGGAGGCAGAGACGGCUGCAUCCGACUGUGGGACGUGGACUUUAAACCAAUCACCAAGAUCGACCUGCGAGAGGCGGAGCAGGGAUACAAAGGUCUGUCUAUUCGCAGCGUGUGCUGGCGAGCCGACCGGAUCCUGGCGGGAACGCAGGACAGCGAGAUCUUUGAGGUGAUGGUGAGGGACCGGGACAAGCCGCUGCUGAUCAUGCAGGGACACAGUGAAGGCGAGCUCUGGGCGCUGGACCUACACCCUAAGAAACCUCUGGCUGUGACGGGCAGCGACGACCGCUCGGUCAGGCUGUGGAGUCUGGUGGACCACGCCCUCAUCGCGCGCUGUAACAUGGAGGAGGCCGUGCGCUGUGUGGCGUUCAGUGUGGACGGGUCCCAGCUGGCGCUGGGCAUGAAGGACGGAUCCUUCACUGUGCUGAGAGUCAGAGACAUGACGGAGGUCGUUCACAUCAAAGACAGGAAGGAGGUGAUACAUGAGAUGAAGUUCUCUCCGGACGGAGCCUAUCUGGCCGUCGGCUCCAACGAUGGACUGGUGGACAUCUACACUGUUGCCCAGAGGUACAAGAAGGUUGGGGAGUGCAGUCAAUCCUCCAGCUUCAUCACACACCUCGACUGGUCUCUGGACAGCAAGAUACUGCAGAGCAACGACGGAGCUGGGGAGCGACUCUUCUACCGAAUGCCCAUGGGGAAACCGGUCACUAAGGAGGAGGUGAAGGGUCAGCGCUGGGCGUCCUGGACCGGGGUCCUGGGUCCGGAGGUCAGCGGCAUCUGGCCUAAAUAUUCCGAUUCAAGCGAGAUCAACGCCGUGGACGCCAAGCACUCGGCCGCUGUGCUGGUGAGCGGAGACGACCUCGGCCUGGUCAAGAUGUUCCGCUUCCCCUGUCUGAGGAAAGGAGCUAAAUUCAAGAAGUACGUCGGCCACUCGGCCCACGUCACAAACGCGCGCUGGUCCCAUGACCUGCAGUGGGUGCUGACCACAGGUGGAGCUGACCACGCCCUCUUCCAGUGGAGGUUCCUGCCAGAGUCGGCCAUGAACGGAGGCCCAGACGCCAGCAUGCAGGACAGUCACGGCGACUCCAACAGUGAAGAGUCAGACAGCGACAUAUCAGACGUCCCUGAGCUCGACUCCGACAUUGAGCAGGAGACACAGAUCAACUACGACAGACAGGUGUAUAAGGAGGACCUUCCUCAGUUGAGGCAGCAGAGCAGAGAGAAGAAGCAGCAGGUGGGAUCUCUGAAGAGACAGAGGGGACCGGACCAAGGCCUGCGACUGCAGUUUGUUCACGGGUAUCGAGGCUACGACUGCAGGAACAACCUGUUCUACACGCAGGGGGGGGAGGUGCUGUACCACGUGGCAGCGGUGGGCGUGGUCUACAACCGCCAGCUGCACAGCCAGCGCUUCUACCUGGGCCACGACGACGACAUCCUGAGCCUCAGCAUCCACCCACUGAAGGACUAUGCUGCUACAGGACAGGUGGGCCGGGACCCGGCCAUCCACGUGUGGGACAUCCAGACUCUGAAGUGUCUGUCGCUCCUGAAAGGCUUUCAUCAGAGAGGAGUUUGUGCUCUGGACUUCUCAGCUGAUGGAAAGUGUCUGGUGUCAGUGGGGCUCGAUGACGCACAUUCCAUCAUAGUCUGGGACUGGAAGAGAGGAGAGAAACUCGCUACGGCCAAGGGACACAUGGAGAAGAUCUUUGUGGUGAAGUGCAAUCCGAUGCUGAUGGACAAACUGGUCACUGUGGGAAUCAAACACUUCAGGUUCUGGCAGCACGCAGGUGGAGGUCUGACCUUCAAGCGUGGUGUGUUCAGGAGCGUCGGGCGUCCAGAGACCAUGAUGUCGGUGUGUUACGGCCGCAGCGAGGCCCUGGUGUUCUCUGGUUCCGCCACUGGAGACGUUUACAUCUGGAAGGAACCGCUGCUGCUGAAAACCGUCAAAGCCCACGAUGGACCCGUGUUCACCAUGUUCUCCCUGGACAAGGGCUUCGUGACGGGCGGGAAGGACGGGGUGGUGGAGCUGUGGGACGACAUGUUCGAUCGCUGCCUCAAGACCUACGCCAUUAAGAGAGCAGCUCUGUCCCCGAGCUCCAAAGGCCUGUUGCUGGAGGACAACCCGUCCAUCAGAGCCAUCACUCUGGGACACGGUCACAUCUUGGUGGGAACCAAAAAUGGAGAAGUUCUAGAGAUUGACAAGACGGGACCCAUGACUCUGCUGGUGCAGGGUCACAUGGAGGGUGAGGUGUGGGGCCUGGCUCCGCACCCCCUCCUCCACGUCUGCGCCACCGUCAGCGACGACAAGACCCUGCGGCUGUGGGAGACGUCGGCCAACCACCGCAUGCUGGCCGUGCGCCGGCUGAAGCGAGGCGGACGCUGCUGUGCCUUCUCUCCCGAUGGCAAAGCCCUGGCGGUCGGCCUGAGCGACGGCGGCGUGAUGGUGGUGAACGCCGACACGCUGGAGGAUCUGAUGAGCUUCCACCACCGGCGCGAGGCCGUCUCUGACGUCCGCUUCACACCAGACUCUGGGAAGUUCCUGGCCGUGGCGUCUCAUGACGGCUUCGUGGACGUGUACAACGUGCUGAGCAGCAAGAGAGUGGGAAUCUGUAAAGGAGCCUCCAGCUACGUCACUCACAUCGACUGGGACACUCAAGGUAAACUGCUGCAGGUGAACACAGGAGCCAAAGAGCAGCUUUUCUUCGAAGCCCCAAGAGGGAAGAGACGAACCAUCAGGAGCUCUGAGCUGGAGCGCGUGGACUGGGCCAGCUGGACCGGCGUCCUGGGCCCGAGCUGCGAGGGCAUCUGGCCCACGCACAGCGACAUCACCGACGUCAACGCUGCGUGUCUGAGCAGAGACGGGGCGCUGCUCGCCACCGGAGACGACUUCGGCUUCCUCAAGCUGUUCACGUUCCCCGUCAGGGGCCAGUACGCUCGCUUCAAGCGCUACGUGGGCCACAGCGCCCAGGUGAGCAACGUGCGCUGGGCUCAGGACGACGGCACCCUGCUGACGGUGGGCGGGGCCGACACCUCGCUCAUGGUCUGGACCCGGGAGCGCGGGGGAGGACAAACUCUGUUUCAAGACAAUUGCCCGCCUGUGGACAGCGAGGAGUCGGAUGACGACGUGGAGGAGGACGGAGGCUACGACAGCGACGUGGCCCGAGAGAAGGCCGUGGAUUACACCACCAAGAUGUCGGCUGGCAGCAUUAGGGAGAUGAGAGGAACCAAGCCUCAGCAGCAGCCCAAGGAGCCGGCGGCGGCGGAGGAGAGGCCUCCGGUGAGUCGAGCAGCGCCACAGCCAGAAAAACUCCAGAAGAACAACGUCUCAAAGAAGAAGAGAGUUGUUGAGGACCUGGUUUUAGACCACGUCUUUGGUUUCCGGGGCUUUGACUGUCGUAACAACCUGCACUACCUCAACGGCGGCACUGAGAUCGUCUACCACACUGCUGCCACCGCCAUCGUCCACAGCUUCAGCACCGGAACUCAGAGCUUCUACGUGGAACACACCGACGACAUCUUGUGUCUGACGGUCAACCAGCACCCGAAAUACAAGAACGUCAUGGCUACGGGGCAGAUCGGUGACACCAGUGACCUCCCAGGCAGCACUCCGUCCAUUCACGUGUGGGAUGCAAUGAGUAAACAGACUCUGUCCAUCCUCCGGUGUCCCCACGCUAAAGGCGUCGGCUACGUUAACUUCAGCGCCACAGGGAAGCUGCUGCUGUCGGUCGGAGUGGACCCUGAACACACCAUCACAGUGUGGCGCUGGCAGGAAGGAUCCAAAGUGUGCAGUACAGCCGGACACCCAGACCGGAUCUUCGUUGUAGAGUUCCGGCCCGAUUCAGAUUCCCAGUUUGUAUCUGUGGGAAUCAAACACGUGAAGUUCUGGGCGCUGGCCGGAGGUGCGCUGAUGUACAAGAAGGGCGUGGUGGGGACGGUGGAGGGCGGCCGGAUGCAGACCAUGCUGUCGGUGGCCUUCGGAGCUAACAACUUAACCUUCACUGGAGCCAUCAACGGGGACGUGUACGUGUGGCGGGACCACUGCCUGCUGAGGCUGGUGGCCAAGGCCCACACCGGGCCGGUCUUCACCAUGUACACCACCCUGAGGGACGGGCUCAUCGUCACCGGCGGCAAGGAGAGGCCGACCAAGGAGGGCGGCGCCGUGAAGCUCUGGGACCAGGAGAUGAAGCGCUGCCGAGCGUUCCAGCUGGAGACAGGGCAGCAGGUGGAGUGCGUCCGCUCCGUCUGCAGAGGCAAGGGUAAGAUCCUGGUGGGGACGAAGGACGGGGAGAUCAUCGAGGUCGGGGAGAAGAACGCAGCGUCCAACAUCCUGCUGGACAGCCACGGCCGGGGGGAGAUGUGGGGCCUGGCGGCUCAUCCCACCAAGGACCUGUGCGUCACAGCCAGCGACGACGCCACCAUCCGGCUGUGGGACCUCGCAGACAAGAAACUCUUGAACAAGGUGUGUGUGGGCCACGCUGCCCGCUGUGUGAGCUACAGCGCCGACGGGGACAUGCUGGCAGUGGGGAUGAAGAACGGCGAGUUCCUCGUCCUCCUCGCAAACUCGCUCAAGGUGUGGGUGAAGAAACGUGACCGCAGCGCCGCCAUCCAGGACAUCAGGUUCAGUCCGGACCGGCGGUUGCUGGCGGUGGGUUCUGUGGAGAACACGGUGGACGUGUAUGACGUGAGCGGAGGCCCGAGUCUGAACCGACUGGUUUACUGCAGCGACAUCCCAGCUUUCAUCCUGCAGCUCGACUUCUCUGCCGACAGCUAUCAUAUACAGGUGUCCACAGCAGCCUACAAGCGUCAGGUGUUCGAGCUUCCAUCAGGGAAGCUGGUGAGUGACCAGAGCGUCGUGGACAGGAUCACCUGGGCAACGUGGACCAGCAUCCUGGGACAUGAAGUUUUGGGGAUUUGGCCCCGAAGUGCAGACAAAGCCGACGUGAACUGUGCGUGCGUGUCUCACAGCGGCGUGAACGUCGUCACUGGUGACGACUUCGGAUUAGUCAAACUCUUCGACUUCCCCUGCACAGAGAAGUUUGCCAAACACAAGCGCUACCUCGGCCACUCGCCUCAUGUGACCAACAUCCGCUUUUCCCACGACGACAAGUAUGUGAUGAGCACAGGAGGAGACGACUGCAGUGUCUUCGUGUGGAGAUGUCUGUAAACAGGUUCCUGCCAUCGCAAGCGUUUGACCCAAAGCUUGUUAACAACACUACCAGUGUGUCCAGAGGCAACUGAGACGACCCUGAACCACCGGACGGUGCUGUGGCAACAAAGCAUGAAAAGAUUCAAACAAAGACGCCGUCUGUGAUGGAGCACCUCGCUGGACUGGGAGGAGACCACCAGCCUCCAUCCUGUUCCCUCGAAGCCACUGCACCAGCGGACAACCUGCAGCUACAACAAGGAACAAAGAGAAAACCUUCAUGAAACGACAUCUUCACUAGUUACACAGUAAUGACAACAAACCGGGGCCACGAAGUAUUUUUCCUCACACAAACCAUUUGAGUGUUUGCUGUGAAAGUGGUUCUGCUGAUGCACAGCUCAAACAGAUUUGAUGUCACACUGUCAGAGCCCCUCAAGGGUCAGGAGUUACUUUUACCAGUCGGUGUAAGACUGAUGAAUGGACCUUGGUUCUACAACAGUGCAGCUGAAACAUAGUAGAUCAUGUGUCUACGUGGCAAAAGCUGCCACGGGUGAACUGAGCUGGACGCCUAUGACCAUUUUACUGGGUUCUUUAUAAGUAGCUCAGUAAGUAGAGCGUCAGCCUGGAAAGCAGAGCGUUUGAGUCGCACCUCUGGCACCAGGUGUGUCCUUGAGCAAGGCACUAGCUCCCUGGGCGCUGCAUUGUGGCUGCCCACUGCUCCUCCAGGGGUCGGGCACAGGAGCAGAUCAGUUUCCACAGUGUGGGAUCAAAAAGGUUUCAAUGAAUUAAUUAUUCAUGUGCUGGACUCGAGACAGAGGAUGAACAGGUUUGUUUCUUUAUGGGUCCAGAAGCGUAACCACAUUUACACACACGCCAUGUUUCAUCUCAUUCGCCUUCACUGUGUCUGUGGUCGGAGCUCGUGUCACUCAAGUGCCUUCCUGAUCUUUCUACCGGUCUGGUUUCAUAUGCUGUACUGUUUUUGUGUCCAUCACGUUUCAUACUGUCUGGUGCUACACUCAGAAUGUUGACUCAAAAAGCUGUUUCGCUUUGCUGCUGCUUUUUGCUUUAAACACAUGAAACAUGCAACGCAUCAUAAUGAAACUACACUGGAACACCACUUCUGCUUCAAUAAGCCUGUGAAUGAACAGACGUAUAUUAGCUGUUGUGCAAUGUGUCAAAUGUGUGUUUGUGUCACCUGGUUUGUUGCCUGCGACUUCCUGAGCUCAGUCAGACAGUUCCACUGAAGUGAUCCCAGUUUCCUAAGAGAAAAGUAAAGGUUUAUUCAGUGAUGAAAUGUCAUGAACCCCAGAGACGUUGCUUCCUGACAUCAUCACGGUUUUCCUCUGUCCAUCCACUAAAAACCUACUUUCUAAAAGGCCAAUUAGUUAGCAGCUAAAAUUCACCAGACUUUUUAAAUCUUACAGAUCUCCCAAAACUGAUUUUAACCAAUCAGAUGUUUCCUGUACUGAGUAGUGACGCAGACUAAAUAAAAGAAACCAGUUAUUUUAUGAAUAUUGAAUACAUGCCCAACAAGACUAUAAAAAUAUAUGUACAGAGAUGAUGGAACAUCACGUAUCAGACAAUACAAAUGUAUAAGUAAAGACAAGUAAUGAGGUGACACAGACAAACUGGAGAUAAAUGGAGGUUUUAUGCUCAGUUGGGAGGCGAGUCUUCGCUUUGGGGAUGAGUUAUAAAUAAAAACAGGUCAUCAGUAAAAGCUGCAGCAGGAUGAGAGCAUUUCUACAAAGCUGCUAAAGGGAUGUUUUGAAUUUUGGUUUUUGAGAGAGGCAGAUUUUUUUAAGGCUAAGCUCUUACUGUGUAAAAGCCAUAAAUCAAGGCAAUAGUUGGGUUUUAAUUCCUUUGUCUUCUGGUCUUAAACGUACUUUUGCAAAGUGCCUUGAGACGAGACUGUUGUUGUGAACUGGCACUUGGUUAAUAAACUAAAUUAGAUUCUUUGCAUAGAACAGGUUAAUAUUUGUUAAAAUAAAGCAAAUUAAAAAAAAUCCACCAGGUCUCAAUAACAAAUUAAAACAAUCUAUCGCAUAUAUAUAUAUACAUAUAUAUAUAUAUAUAUAUACCCUAUGAAUAAUAAGUGAUGUUUUUAAUGUUUAAAAUAAAAAGUGUAUUUUAUUUUUAUAAUUAGCUAAGUAUUUUGGGAUUAUUAGAGACAAAUUGAGUUGACAGAGAUGAAAAGGUAAAAUGAGUCAAAGCCUGGCGAACAACCAGAGGAAGAAGAUUAAAGCAGAGACAACGAUAACAAAAAUAUAAUUAUUAUUUUGUUGAAUUUGUGAUAAACUAAAUGUUUAAUGUAUAUUUGUUGGAGUAAAACAAAUGUUAAGUAUUUUCUUCCUAGAGAAUUUUAAAGCACAAGUAGCAUCUGUUCGAGUGGUGAGUGGAAGAGAAGCAGCUGCUGCCUGAAAAGCAGAAACACGUCAACGUGGCUUUGAUUUGCUCGUUUGCGCCGUGUCUUCUGAGCAUCAGACACCAAAUCAAACCUGGUGACAUUAGACGUAAAACGAACGUGCAGCGUCAACCGCUAAUGAAAAACGAACGAGCUUGUACAAACAGGACAUUCCCCGCUGCACUGGGAUCAGUUCAGUCUGCAGCGACGUCGUCGUUUACGUCAACGUCCAUGAAAAAAACAGGAAGCAAAGAUCAGACGCAUGAAUUUAUAUUUAAACCAAAUCACUGAGAUUUUAUGGUCUAGAGAGUUUGGUGGUUAAAGUGUGUUUGUGUGUUAUCGAACCCAAUAAAUGAGACUUAGAAACCU
This is a messenger RNA of Betta splendens (Siamese fighting fish), 9568 nucleotides long. Its product is annotated as echinoderm microtubule-associated protein-like 6. Gene Ontology annotation, molecular function: microtubule binding. Lineage: Eukaryota; Metazoa; Chordata; Actinopteri; Anabantiformes; Osphronemidae. The transcript has 44 exons. The coding region runs from base 907 to 6819 and encodes 1970 amino acids. The record is from RefSeq and is a predicted model, not a curated record.